This is a messenger RNA of Rhizopus microsporus ATCC 52813, 1776 nucleotides long. RefSeq lists its product as uncharacterized. Gene Ontology annotation, cellular component: membrane; early endosome. The coding region runs from base 1 to 1776 and encodes 591 amino acids. NCBI's taxonomy places the organism in Eukaryota, Fungi, Mucoromycota, Mucoromycetes, Mucorales, Rhizopodaceae. The transcript is spliced from 7 exons. The record is from RefSeq and is a predicted model, not a curated record.
AUGAGCGAUGGACUAUUUUCCAAACAUACUGCUUUGAAUGCAGGCACCAUUCCUGCUUCAGCAGAAGAAUUAUCGCAGAGAUAUGCAAAACUCUUUCAGCAAUAUUCUCGAUUAAAAGCACAACAUGCUGUUUUGAAAAAAGCAGUUAUAAAGGAGCAAGCAUCCAACGUAGCUUUACAAGGAAAUGUCAAAGAAAAAGAAAAAGAACUAAGAAAGCUUCAAGAACAAUUAGAUCUUUUAUCUUUCCAUAACGAAAGGUUAACAAAACGUAUACAGGCUGUACAAGAAAGUGACCAGAAAGGAAGUCAUUUCUCCUUACUUGGCGGUUCUGUUAAAAAGGAGUUAGAAAAGAGUGCACAGGCACUGGAUGCAGCCAAUUUAGAUUUGGAAAGAAAGAUACGAGAAAAUGAAAUACUUCAUGAAGAGCUCACAGAGAGACAGUUUGAGUUUACGAAUACCAUCAAUAACUUGUUGAAGCAAAUUCAAGAUUUAGAAGAAAAGGUUCAAGAGUUGGAAACUGGACAGUCGCUUCAACCUGGCGUGCCAUCACAAGAACCUCAGUUGAAUACUGAAGAGCAGUCAUUAAUGCAGCAAAUUGACGUGCUUAAAUCAAAGCUUGCGGAAAAAACAUCCUUAUUAAACGAUCUAGAGGACAACAUGCAGCAGAAUGAUGCUCGGCUUUUAUCCGAAAUUGACAGUUUACGUGCAAUUCUAUUAGCAAAAGUGGGUGAUAUUAAAAAUGUAGGUCUGAAUGACAUUCUACCAGAAGAUAGUUCUUCUUUAAAAGAACUAGAAGAAGAGGCUAAAAAGUAUUUUCAGUCUAUCCAAGACACGAUCGUUGAGGCUUCUCCGAUACCACUGCCGCAUGAGAUUGCUGAAAAAUUAGCUAUAUCACAUGCAACGUGGAGAAAAGAGCAUGAAGAGAUUUCGGUAGAGUUGAAAAAACUAAAAGACCAGCUGAGCCAAUCUCUGGAAAACGAAGAGAAAGGUCAAGCUAAAUUAGCAGAAUACGAGAAUGAAAUUAAAAAGUUGAAUGAAAGAUAUGAAGAACAUCUUUCUCAAGUAAAUAACAGCCAAGAUGAGAACGUUAAAAUACUGCAUGAAAAGCUAGAAGAAGAAAAAACCAAGCGUUCAUCAGCGGAAGAAAGCUAUACGAAAGCAAUACAGCAGUUAGAAGAGCUUAAUGGAAAGCUUGAAGAAGAGAAAAUCAAGCAUGCAUCCGUAGAAGAGGGUUAUGCAAAAAAGAUACAACAGUUAGAAGCGCUUAAUGAAAAGCUCGAAAAAGAAAACACAAGACUUCAACAGGAGAUUGAGCUGAUACAUAUAAAUAGGCAACCAGUGACUGAUAACCAAACACAAACAGAAACAAUUGCUGAACAGAACGAAGAAAAGUUUAUAUACCCCACAAAAGAAGAAGAGGAAGAGGAAGAGGUUUUUGUCUAUACAGGCAUGGAUGCACCGCCUGCAGCAAAGGAAGAAAAAGAGGAUGAAAUUGCUAUAUUGAAAACAUUUUAUGAGCAGAAAAUAAAUAACUUAUCAGAGAAGCUGCAAAUGACAGAUAGUAAAGCUUUAAGGUUUGCAAAUAUGUACAAGAUGAUGAAAGAACGACUUGCUUCAGAAGAAAAGGAAAAACAGCAGAUGUUUACAGAAAUCGAGAAAUUAAACAAAGAGUUGAAACAUGUUCAAGACUUGCUGGCUACUACCGAAUCAAAUUACCAGAAGCAAAUAGAUGCAAUGACCGAAUAUAUUACCAACUUACAACAGAGUGCUGAAUAG